Molecule: messenger RNA, 4897 nt
Organism: Mastomys coucha (southern multimammate mouse)
Lineage: Eukaryota; Metazoa; Chordata; Mammalia; Rodentia; Muridae
Gene: Egflam
Product: EGF like, fibronectin type III and laminin G domains
Exons: 22
Coding region: 495-3524 (1009 amino acids)
Molecular function (GO): protein binding; calcium ion binding
Source: RefSeq, a predicted model, not a curated record
UAGGAUCCAGCCGAGGACCCUGGGCCCGCAGUCUGAGUCAAGGAACUCCGGCCGUGUGUUGAAGUCGGUCCCACCCCGGCCCCCAAUCUAGGUCACCCGCGGGGAAGGGCUGAGCUGGGGGCUGUCUGCGCCGGAGGUGGGCGCGGAGUGAAUUGAUUCAGACCCUGCCCCUCGUUCUUCCACUAGAUUGUAAUUCCAUCUCCUGCGGGUCGAGCCGCCCUCCCUCCGGCGGCCAGUGCGUCCCUCCCCUCGGCUUCCAGCGUCCACUCCCCAGCCCCGAAAAGCCUUGCCGCUGCGAGCCCGCUCCACUGUAGCACGCCAGCUUCCCAACUGCUGCCUUGCCUCCUCGGACUCCCGAGUGGCUCCUGGUUCAGCUCACUGGGUCCCCCAUCUUCUCAUCCUCGCGUCACUGGCGUCCCCCGCGUCCCCCGGGAGACGCCCUUUCCCUGCGCGCCCGGGACUUGGUGAAACUUUGCAGACACACCGUUGGUGAGAUGGAUUUAAUCUCAACCUUCUUGCUCCAUUUCUUGCUCCUGGCCUGCAGCCUCCCACCCGGCGCUGUGUCACUCCGAACCGCUCUGCGAAAAUCAGGCAAGGUGGGACCUCCUCUUGACAUCAAGCUGGGAGCCUUAAACUGUACAGCCUUCAGCAUCCAGUGGAAAACACCGAAGCAUUCUGGGAGCUCCAUUAUUGGCUACACAGUGUUUUACUCUGAGGUUGGUUCAGAUAAGUCCCUGCGGGAGCGGUCACAUAACAUACCUGUUGGCCAGGAUGGCCUAUUCACUGAGGAAGUGAUUGGAGAUUUGAAGCCAGGCACUGAAUAUCGAGUGAGCAUAGCAGCCUAUAGCCAGACUGGCAAAGGGAGGCUUAGCUUCCCUCGGCAUGUGACCACUUUGUCUCAAGAUUCCUGCCUGCCCCCGGCAGCACCCCAACAGCCACAUGUCCUUGUGGUUUCUGAUUCUGAAGUGGCCCUUUCUUGGAGACCUGGAGAAAAUGAAGGAAGUGCCCCAGUUCAGUCCUACUCUGUGGAACUCAUUAGGCCAGAUUUUGACAAGAGCUGGACCAUAAUCCAAGAGCGCCUGCAGAUGGACUCCAUGGUUAUCAAAGGCCUUGAUCCAGAUACCAACUACCAGUUUGCUGUGAGAGCCAUGAAUUCCCAUGGCUUCAGUCCGCGCAGUCAGCCCAGCAACACCAUCCGAACCCUGGGUCCUGGGGAGGCUGGAAGUGGCCACUAUGGACCUGGGUAUAUCACCGAUCCCGGGGUGAGUGAGGAUGAUGAUGGAUCUGAAGAUGAACUGGACCUGGAUGUAUCCUUUGAGGAGGUUAAACCACUUCCUGCUACCAAAGCUGGGAAUAAGAAGUUCUCGGUGCAGUCCAAGAAGACUUCUGUCUCCAACUCAGAGAUGGGCUCCAGACUCGCCCAACCUACCUCAGCGUCUCUCCCUGAAACUACAGUGGCCGUUCCACCCACACCAGCCCAACGGAAGGGGAAGAACAGUGUGGCCAUGAUGUCAAGGCUCUUUGACAUGUCCUGUGACGAAACUCUCUGUUCGGCUGACAGCUUUUGUGUCAAUGACUAUGCGUGGGGGGGCUCACGAUGUCAUUGCAAUCUGGGUAAAGGAGGCGAAGCCUGCUCGGAAGAUAUCUUUAUUCAGUAUCCUCAGUUCUUUGGCCAUUCCUACGUAACCUUUGAGCCUCUGAAGAACUCUUAUCAGGCAUUUCAGAUUACUCUGGAAUUCAGGGCAGAGGCGGAGGAUGGCUUGCUGCUCUACUGUGGAGAGAGUGAACAUGGAAGAGGAGACUUCAUGUCCCUGGCUCUCAUCCGGCGCUCCCUCCACUUCAGGUUUAAUUGUGGAACUGGGAUUGCCAUCAUCGUAAGUGAGACCAAAAUCAAACUUGGGGCCUGGCACACGGUGACACUGUACAGAGAUGGGCUGAAUGGGCUGCUGCAGUUAAAUAAUGGCACCCCAGUGACAGGCCAGUCCCAGGGCCAGUACAGUAAAAUUACCUUCCGGACGCCUCUGUACCUCGGCGGCGCUCCCAGUGCUUACUGGCUGGUCAGAGCAACGGGGACAAACCGUGGCUUCCAAGGCUGUGUGCAGUCGCUUGCUGUUAAUGGGAAGAAGAUUGACAUGAGGCCCUGGCCACUGGGCAAAGCUCUCAAUGGAGCUGAUGUUGGGGAGUGCAGCAGUGGGAUCUGUGACGAAGCCUCCUGCAUCAACGGGGGCACUUGCACAGCCAUCAAGGCCGACUCCUACAUCUGCCUCUGUCCUCUUGGGUUCAGAGGUCGACACUGUGAAGAUGCAUUUGCCCUGAGCAUCCCUCAGUUCAGAGAGUCGCUGAGGUCCUACGCCGCCACGCCCUGGCCCCUGGAGCCUCAGCAUUAUCUUUCUUUCACGGAGUUCGAAAUCACUUUUCGGCCAGACUCGGGGGAUGGUGUCCUUUUGUACAGCUACGACACGGGCAGCAAGGACUUCCUGUCUAUUAAUAUGGCUGCGGGCCACGUGGAAUUCCGCUUCGACUGUGGUUCUGGGACUGGAGUUCUCAGGAGUGAGGAUACUCUCAGUCUAGGCCAAUGGCAUGACCUACGUGUGUCUCGCACAGCAAAGAAUGGGAUCUUACAGGUGGACAAGCAGAAGGUCGUAGAGGGAAUGGCAGAGGGAGGCUUCACCCAGAUAAAGUGUAAUACGGACAUUUUUAUUGGUGGAGUCCCAAAUUACGAUGAUGUCAAGAAGAACUCGGGCAUCCUCCAUCCAUUUAGUGGGAGCAUCCAGAAGAUCAUCCUCAAUGACCGGACCAUCCAUGUGAAACAUGACUUGACAUCAGGCGUGAACGUGGAGAACGCAGCCCAUCCCUGUGUAGGGGCCCCCUGUGCCCAUGGGGGCAGCUGUCGGCCCAGGAAGGAGGGUUAUGAGUGUGACUGUCCCUUGGGCUUCGAAGGCCUGAACUGCCAGAAAGCUAUUACAGAAGCCAUUGAGAUCCCACAGUUUAUUGGCCGCAGUUACCUGAUGUAUGACAACCCAAAUAUCCUCAAGAGGGUGUCGGGAUCAAGGUCAAAUGCCUUCCUGAGGUUUAAAACAACCGCCAAGGACGGCCUGCUGCUGUGGAGGGGGGACAGCCCCAUGAGACCCAACAGCGACUUCAUUUCCCUGGGUCUUCGGGAUGGAGCCCUGGUAUUCAGCUACAACCUGGGCAGCGGCAUGGCUUCCAUCAUGGUGAAUGGUUCCUUCAGCGAUGGCCGGUGGCACCGAGUCAAGGCUGUCAGGGAUGGCCAGUCUGGGAAGAUUACGGUGGAUGACUAUGGAGCCAGAACAGGGAAGUCACCUGGCAUGAUGCGGCAACUUAACAUCAAUGGGGCUCUGUACGUGGGUGGAAUGAAGGAAAUCGCUCUGCACACAAACAGACAGUACAUGCGAGGCCUUGUGGGCUGCAUCUCCCAUUUCACUCUGUCCACUGAUUACCACAUUUCCCUUGUGGAAGAUGCUGUGGAUGGGAAGAACAUCAACACUUGUGGGGCUAAGUAACACCGGCUGGCCUUGCCCAAGGGACAUAGCCUCUAUCCUGAAAUCCCGGGGGCCCAGAGACCCUACCUGAUGCUGCACUCAGAGGUCUUGAAAUCAGGUGUGUCUACUUUCAUUGAGGACAAAGUACACCCUGGUGAGAGCCAAGACUGAAGGCCCUGGGUGGCCUUCUCUGCUAAUGCCCUGUGGACCAAACCCAAUGGACUACUGUGGAUAAAAGCAUUGGACUUUGUCAUUCAACACAGAGAGUCUGUGAGAGAUGAUACAUCAAUGCAAGCUCUGGAAACUCUGCUGUAGCUCAAUGGCUGUGUUGUGUUAAAGAGAGUGAGAGCCAGACUGGGUGACAAAGAGUGAAUGAGCAAGAGAGAGAGAGAGAAACAAGACAGAGAGAAACAGAGAGAGACAGAGAGACACCUCUCCAAAUAGUAUUAAAAUAUUUCUGCUCUUCCCUGACUUAUAACACUAGCAGAAAGACUGGGUGACCCUGAACUUCAUACUUCUUGGUCUAUAGAUUGUGUAGAUUAACCCCUUCCAUGCCUCUCUGGCUGACUCAAUGUGCUCUGACUAGUCCAUGAAAAUAAACAUUGGGGGUAAAUUAAACAUAGAAUAAUAAUCAGACUGUGGCCUCCUUCCCCCAAGCUUACCUCUAAUGCAAAUAUUUUUUUUUAUCAUGCAGAUCGAAGAAAGUGGGCCCCAUGAUUUUGUAGCUGUACUUUUUGUAUGUGACUAUUUUUAUAGCUGCAGCCUGUCCAUACUCAUGGUGUGCUUUUUGAAAGUUAGUGGCCGAUCUUAAUCAUGGCACACCUCAGCUGUCCAAAGUGAAGAGAUUAAAGGAAUGUAUCACCGGGGUGGGUCAUUACCAUUGUUGUUUUAAGAGAGGGAAAGUGUCUGUAAUAAACAUGAAAAAGGGAAAGAGGAAGAACUCAUUCAGUUAUUUGUGGAGGUGUGACUGAUGGUGUAGAGGCCACAUCUGCCAAGGGACAACAAGGUUACUAAAGAGUCCAAGGUCGUGUGGGAUCUAGAGCUACGUCCUCAGCAGGGUCUUCAGAUCUGGACCCGACAGAGAAGGCUGCUCUCCUCUUCUGUACCAUCAGCUGUGCUGGGGGCUAUGCAUACACAUGACUGCAGACAGCUGGCUCCCUGGCUGGUCCCCAUAAGAGGACUUACUAAGGGAAAGGUGAGAUGAAUGUUGCCCCUAUAAGUGGAAGGAAAUACGAUCCAGCUCCUGAAAGAGCCUAUAAUUAGUCCCAGACAUGACUCUAUUCUUGUUUGUGCAGCAUCCAUUCAGCAAAGACUUGAGCUUUGUGCAAAGCAGUUUCUAGGCAUAUUGAGACUUCUAAGAGAUGGCUAAAUAAACCAGAGAAGUUUGCCUCACC